Messenger RNA from Anisakis simplex (herring worm), 576 nucleotides. Lineage: Eukaryota; Metazoa; Nematoda; Chromadorea; Rhabditida; Anisakidae. The record is from the annotation of a GenBank genome assembly.
AUGGGCACUGACCUAUCUACCAUCCCGACACGUGCACUCGGCGAAUUUCCGUGUCGCAAAUGCGACCGUACAGACUUCGAGACGGUUCGUGAAUUGAGCGAGCAUCAAAUUCGAGCGCAUAACGCAAGAAUACCGUGUGCGUUCUGUUCAAAGGAGGCAUCAAGCGUGCAGAAAUUAGUCGAUCAUUUGAGGAGAAGACAUGUCGAUUCGAAACUCAUUUGUGAGUACUGCAAAGAUGUAUUCGCUGAUCGAGUUGCGGACACAACGGACUCUAUCUGGGAGGAGUAUCGUGCACACGUCUACAAGGAGUGCUUGAAAGAGAAGAUAUACAGUAAUGAGAAGACGAAGCCGAGAAUGGACUCGUUCACAAUGCGUGGUCGUGGACGUUGUCCACAUGGUCCACCGGUCAGAUGCAAGAAUUUCCCGAGAUGUCCGGGUCCGAAGUGUUACUAUUUUCAUGGAUUCUGUAGAUAUGACACGAGAUGUAUCAAGAGAGACUGUCCAUUCGACCACACGAAUCGACCAAGAGUGUGUCUCUCGUGUAUCAAAGACAGCAGAGUUAGUUUAUUGAGAUAA